Plasmodium gallinaceum is the source of this 4368-nucleotide messenger RNA. RefSeq names its product conserved Plasmodium protein, unknown function. The transcript is spliced from 7 exons. Bases 1 to 4368 code for a protein of 1455 amino acids. The record is from RefSeq and is a predicted model, not a curated record. Lineage: Eukaryota; Apicomplexa; Aconoidasida; Haemosporida; Plasmodiidae.
AUGUUAGAGGAAAAAAAUAAUAGUGAACAAUGUAAAAAUGAAAACUAUGAAAAUAAAUACCUCUCUCAAUUUUAUUCUUUUUUAAAUUCUAAUUAUAUCAAAAAUACAUUUGAAAAUAAACUAGAAUAUAGUAGUGAUAUAAAGAAAAAACAUAUAUCUUGUAGAAAAGCAUAUAAAUACCUAAUAAGGAAAUUUAAGAAAGUAGCUAUAGAAAGUGAUUUAUAUCUUGAAGAAAUUGAAAUUAGAAAUGGAAACGAGAAACUUAUCAUACAGCUGUUUGGGAAAAAUUCAGUCACUUUAAAAAAACUUUAUAAAAAAAAAAAAUUAAUUGAUCAUUACUUUUUUCUUCUUAUUUUGUUUAAUGUACUGUCUAAUUUGCCUUAUUCUAUUACUCCAAUUCAAAAGUUUAUAAAUAUAUGUGAUAGUUAUACCAACUAUGGCAUAAAUCUUCUAAUGGAUUUGAAUUGGAAAUUUUAUAGAAAAAGGAAAAAAAUUCAUAAAAUUUAUUUUGAGCCAGUUUUUCAUUUAUUGAUAUUAUUAUGGAAUAACCAUUACUUUCAUAUUUCCUUGUCUAAUACUUUAAUAAUAUUAACCUUUUUCUAUAAAAUGUACAUAAUUUUAAAAAAACUACAAAUAAGGAAUGUUAAUUUAUUUGAUAAUAUAUACAUUUUAUGCUCUUCAUAUGUCAAUAAAAUAAAUUCUAUGUUGUGGUUCAGUAUUUAUUUAAUAAUUAAAAGAAUGUUAAUAGAUGAAUGUGAAAUAAAAAUUAUGAAAAAAAAGAAAACUUAUUUAAUUCUACCAAUAUUUACAGAUAUUAUAAAAAUUUUAGAUGUAUACGAUGAAAUAAUUAAAAAAACAAAUAUAAAUCCUUUAGUGAAACUUUAUGAAGAAUUAAAAUUAUUCCUAUUUUUCUUUUUUCAUAAAUUAUUAUAUAAUUUAAUAAUAGAACAAAAUAUGAUACCUCAGAAUAUUUUCAAAUAUUUACAAAUAAAUAAUAAUUUUUUAUCUAAUAAAAAAAAAAAAUAUAAUAAAUUAAUUUCAUACAACUGUAAAAAUAAAAAACAGAGCGAAAUAUAUAACAGUUAUUAUAAAUAUACUAAUUCAAUUAAUGAAAAUUUCAUAUUUCUAUCAUUUAUUGAAAAUUUUUGUUUAUUUAAUUCUUUUACGGAAGACAAAACAAAUUAUUCUUUUUCUUCUUUAUCUUUUUCUUUCAAUUCAAUUAACUCUUCUUCAUUGUCUAAUGAGAAUGAAUUGGUAAAUAAAAAGAAAAGAGAAGAUUUAAAGGAUGAAAAUGUGCCAGAUAAUAUUUUUAGUAAAAAUGAAAAACCAUUUCAAAUAAUAAAAAUGUGUAAAAAUAAAAUAGAAAUAUUAAAUAUGCAGUACAGUCAUUUUUUUAUUCAUAAAUGUAAAAAUGAAAAUAAAUAUAUAUUAUUAAUUAAAAGUUAUUUCAAUGAUUAUUUGUGCGCUCUUGUAAAUAGUUUAUACAUCUAUUCAAAAACGAUCUAUUCACCUAAAAAUUUUAAGAAAUCAAAUAAGGACAAAAAAUAUAAUGAAUUACAAAUAAAUGAAAAAAAACAAACAAAUGAAGAUACCAACAAUGAAAUGGAGGAUGAUAGUAAUCAAAAAGUGAAUAAAAAUAUAAUGAAUAAUAAAAAAGAAAUUGUAGAAGAGUUUAAUGAAAAAAAAAAUAUUGAAACUACUGAAAAGGAAAAUAUUGAAAAUGACAAUGAAAAAAAUUUAUUUAAUGGAGAAAGAAUAGAUGAUUUAUACUAUCAAGAAUAUGUAAAAAUUGAUAAUAAUUUUUUUUUUGAAAUUAAUAAUAACAAUCCAGAUAAAUAUGCAAUGAGUGAUAAUGAUAGCAUAAAUGAAUUUAAUAUGAUACACAAUCAAAAAAUACAAAAUCCAUAUAAAUUAAUGGAAAACAAAAAAGAAAAAAAAAAAAAAUUUGGAGAAAAUAAAACAAAAAUAUUCAAUAUUUUAAUAAGCUUUAUAGAAGUGAUAUAUAGAAAUAUUUUUAAAAAAAUUUUAAAAAAAAUAAAUAACAGUAAAAGUAUAAUUGAAUUAAAACUAUAUUCAUAUAUAGAAAAAAUAUAUGAAUAUAAUACUUAUUAUUGUUUAAAAAACAGAUUAAAAAAAUUUUGUUUUAUUUUAUUUUUUUCCGUAACGUUAAAAAACUUAAUAAAAGAAUAUAUAUGUAAAAUAAAUAAAGAAAAAGUAAAUAAAAACACAUUUGAAAAUUUUCAAUCUACAUUAAUAUAUGAUACAUGUAGCUUUAUUAAAAUAUAUAAUCAAUUAAUAGAAAUAGAUUUUAAAGAUUUUUUUGAUAAUAAAUAUAUUAAUUUUCUUAUUUACUUAAAGAAUAUACUUACUUUACCGAGUGAUAAAUUAUUACAUCUUCCUAUAAAAAAUAAAUAUUUCUUUUAUUAUAUCAGUAAUAAAAGAAUAGAUAUAAAUUUUAAUAACUUUAUUGAAGACUAUAAAUUAAAAAAUGCCAUAAUUGAAAAUAAAAAAAUAAAUAAUGAAAACAAUUCAGAAAAUAAUAGCUUAUCAUCAAAUAACCUUAACGUGCAAUUUGAAGAAAGAAAAAAAGAAAAAAAAAUUAUUGAAAACAAAGAUAAAGGAGAAAAGAAAGAAGAUAAUACAUUAAGCUCUAUAAACCCUUUAAAUAAGAAAAAAAUAAAUAAUUCACAUGAUUGUUUAUCAAGAAAGGAAGCUAAUGAAGAAAAAGAAUGCAAUAAUAUGAAAACAGAGAGUAAUGAAAUAAAUAUAUAUAAUGAUAUGAGUGACAUUGAUAAUGAGGAAUUCAGUGAAAAUGAAAAGAAAUCCAUAUUUUCUCAAAAUGAAAAUAAUGUAAAUAUUAAAUAUCCUUCAAAUAGUGGUAAUAAUAGUGAAAUUAAUAAAAAUGAAAAAAAAAAAAAAAAAGAUAUACAUUAUCUGGAUGAAAUUGAAACAAUUAGAAAAUGUGAUUUAGACAAUCCUAGUAGUGAUAAAUCAAUUUUUAAAAAAAACAAAAAUAAUUCAUUUGUUGAAAAUGAAAAUAAUUCAUUUAUUGAAAAUGAAAAUAAUUCAUUUAUUGAAAAUGAAAAUAAUUUAUUUAUUGAAAAUAAAAAUAAUUUAUUUAUUGAAAAUAAAAAUAAUUUAAAUUAUGAAACUGAUACAAGUAAAACAUAUAAUGAAAACCUUAAUGUUAAAGAAAGAAAAAAAAAAAAUACAAACUCACUUAAUCAGAGUGAAGAUGAAAUAGAUAAAGAUUAUGAUAUAAGUAGUAUUUAUAGUGAAGAAUUUGAUUAUAAAAAGAAAAUAAAAAAAAAAAAUACCUUAUUUGAAAUGAACGAAGAUGAAAUAAAAAAUUGUAUAAAGGUUUAUAUAAAAAACGCAAAUGGACAGUUUGAUAGAAAAAUAUUAAUUUUAAAAGAUGAUAAAAUUUAUUUUUAUAACUCAGAAAAUUCUAUAUCUUAUGAUUCUUUUUAUUUUUUAAUGGAAAUAAAAAAAAUAUAUUCUUAUGAUGGUUUUUUUGAUUCAUUAAUUAGUUCACAAAAGCUAAAUAUAGUGAAUUCAACAAAUUCUUCCUCUACUGACGAUGAUGUUGAUUUUUAUUCAAAAAAUAAAGAAAGCUUUUCGUCAGAAAGUGAAUGGCAAAAAUGCGGAUUUGACGCAAAAAUAAUAUUCCAUAACUCUCUUAGAAAAAAUAUUCAAUUAAUGUUCAUAGACCAAGACUACGAAAAAUUUGUCACAAAAAUUAAUAACGUUUUAGUUCAAGAGCGAGAUAGAAACUAUGAAUACGUAAACUUGAGUUAUGAUAAGAAUAUAGAAAAUCAAAUGAUAUCAGAGUAUUUAAAUAAUAACAUAAAAACAGAAGAAAAUAAAGAAAAAUAUUUUAGUACAAAAAGUAAUAGCAUAUCAGAAAAUGAAAGCUCUGAUUACAAGGAUAGCAAUCAAUAUAAUAAUAACAAACUCGUAAAUACGGACAAUAAAUAUGAUUCAUCUCAAAACGAUAUAGAAGAAAAUGAAAAUAUACUAAAUAAUAUACUAAAUGACAAUAAAGAUAUAUUAGAAAAAAAAAAUAAUUCAACAAAUAACUCACAAACAUAUAUUAACUUUGAGGAAUAUAGAUAUUCAUCUAGUACUACUGAUAUUUAUAUAAAGGAGAAAAAUUACUUUUCAAAGAAACAAAAAAUAAAAGUAAAAAAAGAAAAUAAAAUGAAACUCUUUAAAAAUAUAAAUAAAAAUGAUAUAUAUAAUUUAUUUUUUGAAGAAAUAUAUAGAUUAUAUAAAAACAAAAAUAAUAAUAUUUCAAAAAAAAAUUCAGAUGAUCUUUUUUUUUAUAAAUCUGUAAAUAAACUUUACUUUACAAUAAAUCUCUCCUGA